This is a messenger RNA of Hypoxylon trugodes, 1590 nucleotides long. RefSeq lists its product as uncharacterized. The coding region runs from base 1 to 1590 and encodes 529 amino acids. NCBI's taxonomy places the organism in Eukaryota, Fungi, Ascomycota, Sordariomycetes, Xylariales, Hypoxylaceae. The record is from RefSeq and is a predicted model, not a curated record. Gene Ontology annotation, biological process: secondary metabolite biosynthetic process. The transcript has a single exon. Gene Ontology annotation, molecular function: acyltransferase activity, transferring groups other than amino-acyl groups.
AUGCGUAAAAGGCGGUCACCGAUUGGUGAAGACAUAACUAUGCGGCAGCGACGUCGCGAUUUGCACAUUCAUCACCAUCACCGCCCGAUCAAGCCUCUCGCCAAUGUCACUCCUACGAGACGCACUCGUUCACUUCCUACAGUGCGCCACCCAUUGCUAAUGCCGGAGAAGGAAGACCAUCUCGGUUGGCAAGAACCACUAUCAGUGUGGAAUCAAAACGCGCCUCGCGUCUAUAUAUGCGUUGUAUUAUGCUUUCCUUGCGAUCACCAACGCCGACAUGAAGCAAUUCACCAUAUCGAGUCCGCCCUCAAGCGUCUAGCCAAGGAACGGCCCGUCUUUGCGGGGCGCCUUCAAGCUAAUAGUAAUAACGGCAACGUAUCACUUCACCGGUCUCCAUCACAGGACAUUCCUUUUCAAGUACUCCCCGCUAGCGAGACUUGUCAACGAGAUUAUGCACGACUAAGUAAAGACGGAUUCCCGCCGGGCACAUUCGUCCAUCCUCGGUUUGGUGUUUCGGGGAAUGUAGGCACCAACCUCGACUCAAUACCAGUAUCGAAAGUACAAGCGGAAUUCCCACCCGGUGGCUUGCUACUUUCUAUCUUCCUACAUCACGGCUUGGUGGACGGCGGUUCAUUGCGCGUCUUCCUGGAAUGUUUCGCCGCGCAGACCCGGAAUACUCCAGUUCAUCUGCCAUCUGAACAGACGUUUCCUAUGUUGCCUUCUCGAGGCCACAAAAGUCCAAUCACAAUGCGCAAUAUUUCUACGUUUAGGGGUCUAUUGGCAGGAUGUCCAGAAUACACAAUGCUAGGCGAUCUUAGCGGCCCAACGCAACCGCGACUAUUAAAAACUGGGUUGGAUAUGGCACAUAUCGAGAAAAUUGGCAAGAUCUUCGUCUUCAGACACGAACGGCUGCAAGAGCUGCGGGAACUGAUCCGGUCUCGAAAUGGGACGGUGGAGCCUCCAUCGGCAUACACAAGCUUGGCGGCCCUCGCAUUUGCGCAUAUCACGAAAGCUCGCGUGGCAGCUGAGAAGUACUUACCAGGAAGUCAAGCGAGAAGAUAUGCCAUGUUAUGGAAUUCGGUGAAUUGGAGGACGAGGGCCUUCAAGGGCGCGACAGAUAAUUACUUUGGUAAUGCAGCAUUACCAGCAGUCACGAGGGUGUCAAUGGCCCAACUAGUAGCGGCGUGUGAGGACGACACCGAACUUGCUCAGCUUGUGCCGUUCGUAAAAGAAUCAAUUGACGCUGUUGACCAGGAAUACGUCAGCCGGCGUCUUGCCCUGCUAUCCGAAGCACCCGACCCACGCUUAGUUGGGGUCAAUUAUGACCCACGGAUGCCUGAAGCGUUGGCGUUCAACACAUGGAGGCAUUUCGGGGCAGAUGUGGAAUGGAGCAUCCCGGGAGUGCCCGUGACAAGGGCGGAUGCGAUAAGGAGGGCACACGGUUCGUGGAACCUUGGUACGGCGCUGAUACUUCCGGCCAAGGCGGACUCGAUGAAGCAAGAACUUUUUGUUAGCUUGCCGAUUGAUUCGAUGAGGCUGUUAUGCGCCGAUGAUGGAUGGACGCGGUGGAUUGAUAGGAUCAUAGGUUGA